This is a messenger RNA of Saccostrea echinata, 6370 nucleotides long. RefSeq lists its product as uncharacterized. Lineage: Eukaryota; Metazoa; Mollusca; Bivalvia; Ostreida; Ostreidae. Gene Ontology annotation, molecular function: protein binding; ATP binding; transmembrane receptor protein tyrosine kinase activity. The record is from RefSeq and is a predicted model, not a curated record. Gene Ontology annotation, biological process: multicellular organism development; positive regulation of kinase activity; protein phosphorylation. Gene Ontology annotation, cellular component: signaling receptor complex. The transcript has 17 exons. The coding region runs from base 513 to 3464 and encodes 983 amino acids.
GUUAAUGUAUUUGGGGUUCGUGUAAGAGGUUCUUGGGGUUAGAUGGUGAAAGCUGUUAAAACUACCCCUCAAGGUGUUAAGAAAAGUGACUUUUGGCACCUAAGACGUCUCUGAAUUGUGGAUAUUAGCAGCCUUAGUGAAUAUUACAAUUAAUUAGGGAUUAACAAGGAGAGGCCAUGUGAUCGAAGAUUAUCGUUUGAAGAUCGAGGCCCAACCUUUCUGUUUUUCUACACACGUUUUUGUUGUAAUUAAUAGGAGAGUGUUUUAUCACCGAUUUUCUUAAUAAUUCAUCUCCGAUGUAAAUUUGAUAUAGAUAAGGUUUCCGACAUUCCUUAACAACAACCAGUGGCACUUAUAAAGUAGUUACGCUAUGAGUGCGCGGGCACAAAGUAUUUGCUGGGUUCAAUAUUUACGGAAAUAACUUCCCUGAGUACCUCCGCACGUAAUGGGUCAGUAACUUCGUGACAUUGUUUGGAAUUGCUGGAUUUAUUAGAUUUUUACUGUAAAAAACAAUGGAUAAUUUGUUGACGAUUGUGACUUUCGUACUUUUGAUUUCCAUUUGGACUUCAGCAAUUGAUGUUGGACCAAUCGCUAAAGCACGGUGUCGAGCAAGGUGCCUGCAAGAGACACUCAGAGCUCCGUAUGAUGAUAACUCCUGCUUCAAGAGGAAGAGCUGUGAUGUGUGCUGGAAAAUGUGUGAACCUCUUGUUCUGAGGCCUGAAAUAUUCUCAGAAAUAUGCCACAAUGGAGACAAAUGUCAAAAAGGAUGCAGGGUAGCAUGUGAUUUCAAGGCAAACAUUUUGAACACAGCAUCCCCAAGUACUGGUCAGUGGACAUUCAGCAUGGAGCCGGUAGUGGUACCUUUCAAAAGUACACAGAAAAUAGAAAUAGCUUGGGACACCCCCACCUCGGAACUGGUAUCUGGCAAUAGACAGGCCUUUGUUUAUGUCCUUAUGGCCAAGGAACCAGUUGGUACUCCACAGACAAGGGCCUGGACCGAGGUCAUACAGACAGCAUCUAGGAAUGUGGUGUUGAAGAGGGAGAUUCUGCUCCAUAGUACUGAGUUCUGGCUGGUAGCCGUUACUGAGAAUGGAACGGCCACGGAUGUCCAUUUUCAGGAGAACGACAAGCUUAUCACAGAGGUGGUGUACCCUCCAUCAGGUUCCUUAAUUGCCAGUACAAACCGUGGAUCCUCUGUCAACACGCCCAUCCAGGUUAACUACACCAUUACCGAGGACCCCCUGGAUACAACUCUGUCCGCUCUUGUUCAGUGGUCCAACCCUCCCAUCCCUCUUGGGGAGGGGGAUGCUUACACAGUGACCUGGUUUAUGGAGAAUUGUCAGGUUUGGGAUUAUUCCCCACCUUGCGAUCAACCAGCUGACCAUUACUCUCACACAGUGUUUUAUUCCAAGGACAAAGAGCCCUCUUAUGUCAUCAAAUCUCUGAUGUAUAACUCACUGUACAAUGUUGUCGUCGAACUAAGCCUAGCAAGUCGGAAAACCAAGAAAAGGUGGUACGGAGAAGUGAAUUUUAAGACGGAGCUCUGUGAAGAAGUGGACACAAAAACGUACACAAAAUGUAACCAUAACUACAUUGUCAAUCAAGGAUCUGCCGUUACGGACCCAAAUAAGGCUGGUAGUAGUUGGAGCACAAAUACGGACACUGUGGAUGAUGAAGAAGACCCUUUGGUUUGGUACCUAAACAUUGUAUCCAUGACAUAUGAUAUUGAUACCGAUCGUGUGACAGCAAACGUCUCCUGGACAGUGCCGUACAAUACAUCAUACAUACGAGGUUACUCGGUAGCCUGGAAACUUGUAGAUACAGACUCCUAUAAGCUGGACUCAAGCUACAAACACACAGUCACCAACCAGAGCUAUUAUGUGAUGUCCUUAGACCCCAAUAAGGAAUAUGAAGUUCAGGUGGUACCUGUUUUCAAAGAUAACAAUGAGGGCUCCUUCAUAGGAAACAACCAGGAGAGUGAACGUUUGAUCUUUAACACUACGUGGUACAAGUCCAUGCCUCCAACUCCCAGAACGGGGAUGAGAAGAGAUCAACCAACAGUCAAGCAAUCCAAAAUGCAGGGGGUUCUGGAUAAGGUGAUCAUUGGGAUUGCGAUGAUAGCCAGUAUUACUCUACUUGGACUCAUCAUGCUCUUUGUGUACAAGAAACGCCAUAGCUUCAAAGACAUUAUAAUCACCAAGUCAACUGUCGCCAAGAGCAACAGCUACAAGUCCAACGUGGGAUGUAAGGUAGAUUAUUCUAAUCAGUUACUGGUGAUUAGCGAUGAGUGGGAGUUGGAUCCUCGCCUCCUCAAAUUCAGCAGUCCUAUUGGCCAGGGGGCAUUUGGGAAAGUGGUAACUGGUUACUAUGAGAACCAAAGAGUAGCCAUCAAAUUAGUGAGAGAUAGUGCACCCUUAUCCUACAAAGAAGAUCUUUUGGCUGAGAUCAACUUGAUGAAAAGAAUCGGUUCUCACCCAAAUAUUGUGUCCAUGUCAGGGGCCUGCACUCUGUCAGAACCCAUAGCUUUGGUGAUGGAAUAUGUCCCCUAUGGAAACCUUCAAAAUUUUCUGAAAAAGUGUCGUUUAGAAGGGGAUUUCCAGAAGCGUAUAGGCCGUCCCAGUGAAGUGGUAUACUCCCUAAUGGAUGAGAGUGGGGGUAUUGACAGUGGUGUUAUAACUCCAGCGGACAUGUUGUCCUUCGCCAGACAAACUGCCAUGGCAAUGGAAUACCUGGCAGCAAAGAAAUAUGUUCACCGUGAUUUAGCAGCCAGAAACGUCCUUCUAGGUUACGACAAAAUUGUUAAAGUCUGUGACUUUGGUCUGUCGCGGGACAUUUAUAAUGACAACCAAUAUCAUAAAAUAACCAGUGGCAAGCUUCCCCUCAAGUGGAUGGCUAUCGAGUCCCUGAGGGACCGCAUUUUCACCACCCAGAGUGAUGUCUGGUCCUUUGGCAUCUUGAUGUGGGAGAUCAUCACAAUGGGUGGCUCCCCAUACCCAAACAUAGCAUUAGCAGAUCUUUACUAUGUUCUAGCCAAUGGAUACAGGAUGGAGAAACCCAGUAAUUGUUCAUCUGAAUUAUAUACCAUCAUGCGUCAAUGCUGGAUAGAGAGUCCAUCAGAGCGUCCUAAUUUCACAGACCUGAGAGUUCAGAUAGAACAGUUGUUGUCCAGGGAUAGAAAUUAUUUAGAUUUAGAUAAUAUAGAUGCUCCAUUGUCAACAUCAGAAAGCAGUAGUUCACCUAAAUCUGAUGAUUCGGACACUAUGUCUCUGCUCAACACAAGACCAUCUGCUCACAGAGUUAUUCCUGGGCAAUCAUCACGGAGACCGGGAACCAAUUCACCGGGUACCAGUCGGUCUGGGCCCCAGAAAACAGUAACCAUAGCUACAGACCCAGUGACUGUUGUGUGUAUUGAGAAUUCAGAUCAGUGGUAUAUGAAAGGGGCAGAAUCAGAAACCUCAUCAUAGCUAUAGAAAAAAUCUACUUUUUCUGUUUUCUAGUAUGAAAAAAUUAAUGACACUGACAUGAAACUGCACAAACACGUAAAUGAAUUGAGGGAAACAUUGUCCUCAGAAUGUGCAAUAGUUGUCUUUAUUGUUGACUUUACCAUGAAGUGAACUGCUCAAUAUUGUGCAGUAAUUAUGGACUGUGAUAGCCCAGUGUUGAGGAACUGUGUUCACUGUGCCAGCACUAUUGUGCUUAUGUGUGCUUCGAGCCAGUGUACCAGCUAGCACAGCACAUUGUGUGUGUGCUUCUAGAAACACUAAAAAAAAUCAUCUUUAACGAGGCUUGCUGUGAUUAUGUUUAUUUUUAAAAAUAUGUCAUUGUUUGAAUUGAUUAUGUAGGUCUGUAAAUAUUUAUUUAUAUAUAUAUAUUUAUAUUUUGCAAUAGUAAUUUAUUUUGUUGUUGGAGGAAUGUUCUCCAUAUGAUGUGUUUAUUACUAUAGGGCCAGUACAUUUUUUUUUUCACCACAUCCUGCAAAAUUAACAGUAUGGGUUACUGAAUUUUGGCAGUGUUUGACCUGGGUAUUUUUCCCCCCAUUGAUUUAGGGUCAUCUCAGACAAUACUAAUGUGCUGAAGAAUAAAACAUUUACCAGAGCUAGAAUUCAAUUAAACAAAAUAUCUAUUUGCCUUUCAAAGAAUGUAUGCAAAUAAAUGAAAAAUUAAAUGUAAUCAAAGUACAUGUAUAUAUAACUACAUGGAUACCAUAUUCACCCCAAUCAUCCCUGAAAACAAGCAUGUCCAAACUACAUUAAACAACUGAUUUUUUUCUAUUUGUUCAAAAAAUGAUAGCAUAAAAUUUAUUUAAUAUCAUUACUUAUGUUUUAUGCAUAUAGAUUUAUAGACCUCUUAUUCAGAAGUAAUCUAUUAUUAUUUCCUUUUGUAGGAUUGAUUUUGUAUCUGAUCCUUUUAAGAUGUCUAUACAUGCAUCAUCAUAUUAAAAGGUAGCUCUCUAUUGAUACCCAUCUUUUACAGCAUUUAUUUCUCAAUGGUUCUUAGUUUUAACAAUAUUUUAUUGACAGUUCUGCAAAUACAAUUAGUACAUGUAUAAUGAAUGUAGGAGGGAAGUUAACAUUUGAAAAACAAGUCAUUUUCAAUUGCAACAUUAUGGUGCUUAUGAGGGGUGAAAAUGGUAAAGUUGUUCAGAAUUAGGAAUUGCAAACAUGCGGUUGAAGUUUAAUUGCUUGAAUGAGUUUUACAACUGUAAUUUUUUCAAGUUAAAAAAAUCAUGUUAUUCUUUGAAAGUGUUGUGUCAAUUGAUUAGUGACCUCCUCAUGCUUGUAACAUUUUUAUUCAUUUUCCAAAAAUUUUAGAAGUGGAACUCUUAAAUUCAGAUAGAAAAAAGGGUAAUGUUCAUAUAGUGUUUACAUAGUCUGAAGUAUGUUGUAAAAUAAAUCCAUGCAUUUUGCCCAGGUAUAGUGUAUUAUAUUGUCAUUGGGCCUAGAUAAAUAAAUUGUGUGUUUCCAGUUCCCCGACCAACCCUAAAAUAUAUGAGCCAACCCUGAAAAAUUUAUCCGCUGAUAUCUUUCGGGAAGUAAACAAUUCCAUUUUCACUAUUAGGAAUCCUAAUCUCGAUCACUUCAGUGUUUGAGAGAAUGCAUAUCCUAUACACAUUAAACAGAAAUGCCAUUAGUAAGCCGACCUUUUGGGAAAAAGAAAUGAACCCUUUGUUUUUCUCAUUUUGUUUAUUGUCAAAGUUGAAUUUUAACUAAUAUAAUGUUAAAAUAAAAUAAAAUGUUUUCCCUACCUACCUACCCUAUUUUUUGUUGGAAUAGGAAACACACUAUUUAUUUAUCUAGGCCUUGAGUAAUUUAAGUAUAAUACAAUAUGUAUCGUACAUGUACUUGCAUAAAAAUCACAAUGAAAGAUACCCUCAGGUAAACAAAAAAAAAUAUUUAUCUUUUUGUAAAUUCACUUAUCUUUAUCUGACAUUCUUAUUCUCCCAUCACCCUUUAGAAAAGAAAAAAAAAUGUACAUUAAAAUCCUUAAACAACUUGAUCAAAACAUGCAUUACUGUAACAGUAAUAGGGAGAUGUUCUUUGUUGAGAUUGUUUUAUCAUAAAAUUGGUUUUAUAAUGAAUUACAUGCAUAAUUUCAUUUAUUGUUCUAUCAUUUUCUUAAUUCAUCAUAUUCAUACAUUUUACCCAUUUCGUGCCAUACAAACUAUAAGCUUAACAAGUGCAUCUAAUCACCUGUUUUUUUUCCUCUCUGUAACAGUAGAAAACAAUUUCUGCUGGGUGCUUUCUGCCCUCAGCAAAUAUAUUUACCCCAAAAAGGAAAAAUCAUCAAGACUGAACAUAUUGUUCAAAAUUAUUGUUUCAAAUACAAAAAAAAACUCGGACAUUUUUGCAUGGUUUUGGUGGAUUACAUAGAUAUCUCUUGAAAUCAUUAUCAACUUUUUGUUUUCAUACAAUGAACUUCAAAUGUUAUUGGACCAAUUUAAAAAAAAAUCAUAGUCUUAUGCUUUCUAUGAGAAAAAUACCCUCUGCUUUUUAAAACCAAUCUUUUUUUCAUAUUUAUUUUUUUUUCACAUGUUCAGAAGUAGAUAAACUUAUGAAAGCAUUUGUAACAUACUAUUGUUAAAAUUACACAUAUUGCUUGAUUAUAAUUUGUUAUUUCUGGCUUUGUUUAGAAGAGAAUUGAAUUGGUCUAUGUAAGAUUACAAAAACCUUCUUUUAUUUUAUCAUGUUUAUAUAGAAUAGUAGUUUUUUCUCCAAGUGUGUUCAGAUGAAUUUUCUCUUUACCUGUAAAAUUUAUUCUGCCAUUCUCUUUUACCUGUGUGUGUGGACUUGAUUGUCUCCCCCUUUUACAUGACCGUCCACCAUAUUGUCAAGAUUGUAAACAAUUUGUUUCUGUUAAUAGUUAUUGUAUU